Messenger RNA from Dentiscutata erythropus, 267 nucleotides. Lineage: Eukaryota; Fungi; Glomeromycota; Glomeromycetes; Diversisporales; Gigasporaceae. The record is from the annotation of a GenBank genome assembly.
AUGAAUAUUCCUAAAGCAAAAGCCUACAUAGAGACACGAGUAUUAGUAGCACCUAUGGACUACCCCGGCCAACUUCAUAUAUGGUGUGGAAUUAUUUGCCAUAUUAAGAAUGGUAAUUCUUCUGGAAUACUAGAACAAAUUUUGCAUGUUGUUCCAAUGAUUGGAUCUUUGCAUGUUUUGGCACAAAAGCCAAAAUCUUAUAAAAUUAAUUUAAUUUUAAAAAUAGUAUCGCAAGGCUGGUCUCAAGUUCGUUCUAUAAUUGUAUGA